Messenger RNA from Rhea pennata, 2962 nucleotides. It is a transcript of the gene AATF, whose product is annotated as apoptosis antagonizing transcription factor. Gene Ontology annotation, biological process: regulation of transcription by RNA polymerase II. NCBI's taxonomy places the organism in Eukaryota, Metazoa, Chordata, Aves, Rheiformes, Rheidae. The record is from RefSeq and is a predicted model, not a curated record. Gene Ontology annotation, cellular component: nucleolus; nucleus. Bases 11 to 1699 code for a protein of 562 amino acids. The transcript has 12 exons.
CCGCCGCAAGAUGGCGGCGCCCUUAGCGCAGCAGCUGCAGGAGCUGCUCGACCCCCGGCCCAGCUUCCGCGACCCCGAGGACGACGCGGAGGAAGCUACGGUUGCUAAAGUGAUUGACAAAUUUGAGGAUGAAACUGCAGAUGACAUUCUCCCAGUUGGUAAUAUACGGAAAAAAGCUUCAGCCUCUCUUCUGGAAGCUGAUAAAAGGUACAUUGGAAAAGCCACAUCUCGCAAAGCCUUACAAGAAGAACUCUGGGGAGGUGUUCUGUCUGAAGAAGGAUCCGCUGACGAAGCAUUAGAUGAAUGGUCCAGCGGCAGUGAAGAUUUGGAAGACAAGGGCAGCUUAGACAGUGAAGCAAAGGAGAAACCCAGCAGUGCUGGCAGUGACCAGGAAGAUGACUUGGAAGACAGUGAAGAGAAAAAAACAGAUUUGUCUGUCAAGAUCAAAGCACCAAAGUUCAGUUCCCAGAACAUCACAGACUUUGAGAAGUUUACAGAGGGGAUGGAUGAUAUAGGCAGCAGUGAAGGGGAGGAUGAAGAUGAUGGCAGCAUAGAAGAAGCAAAUGAUAGUGAGGAAUAUCAGAAUGAAAACCAUGACGAUAUAGAAGAUGCCAAAGAGAGCAAGGAGGAUGGAGGGAUGAUGACAUUCUCAAAAGGACAAAUGGAUGAAGAAGUAGAAAAAGGAAAAGCUGUGAAGAACCAGUUAGCACUGUGGGAUCAACUAUUGGAAGGGAGAAUCAAGAUGCAGAAAGUACUCCUAACAGCUAAUCGGCUUCCGCAGCCAGAUACUUUCCCAACCUUUAAAAAGGAAGGUGGACAAGAAUUUGACAAUGCUGUCAAGAACGGUUAUAAAGCCCUGAAGGCGUUGCUGAGAGUGUUAGUGGACCUUCAAGAUGAGCUGCUUUAUCAAUACCCAGGCACAAGGCAUCUGGUAGAUGGAAAGCAAUCAAAAAUUGAGAGUGAUGAUGAAAUCCUCAGCAGUAAUGAUGAAGAGAAAGGGGAUGAGGCUCAGAAGAAGAGGAGGAGCCUACUGAAACGAAAGCUAAAGAUGGAAGACUACUCAGAAUUUGUGGCCAAGCGAUUUGCUGACUUCAGAACGUAUCGGAACAGUGUCUUGCAAAAGUGGCAUGACAAGACAAAGUUGGCAUCGGGCAAAAUGGGAAAGGGUUUUGGUGCCUUUGAGCGUUCAAUCUUGACUCAGAUUGAUCAUAUUAUGAUGGACAAAGAGAGAUUACUACGGCGGACACAGACCAAGCGAUCAGUAUACAGAGUGCUUGGAAAGCAGGAACAGGAAUCUCAUCCAGUCCCCGAAUCUUUGCCUGAAAAUUCGGAAGUCCUCCCUCAGACAGAUUCCAACAGGCACCUGAAGGAUAUAGAUGAGGAGAUAUUUGAUGAUGAUGACUUCUAUCACCAGCUUCUUCGAGAACUUAUUGAGCGUAAAACCAGCUCACUGGACCCCAACGAUCAGGUAGCAAUGGGCAGACAGUGGCUGGCCAUUCAGAAGUUACGAAGCAAAAUAAAGAAGAAAGUGGACAGAAAAGCCAGCAAAGGGAGGAAAAUCCGGUAUCAUGUCCAUAGCAAGCUGGUGAGCUUCAUGGCACCUAUUGACCACUGUACAAUGAAUGAUGACGCCAGGACAGAGCUUUAUCGUUCGCUGUUUGGAAAAAUCGCGCGCCCUGAAGAACCCGAGCAGAAUUAGCGCUGGGCUCGCGCAUCGGGCCUGACCCCCGGCGGGCCCCGCACCGUGGUCGGCUGCGCAGGUCCCACCCGCGCUGCUGCAGGCUCUCCCGUACUUCAGCCACUUUUGUGCGCGGUGGCAGCAGGCAGCCCUGCCCUCCUGCGCUCGCGUCUGCUGCCCGAGAGCGCCUGGAGCGAGGCCUCGCCGGAGGCUGGCUGGCUCCUCAGCCUGCCUGAAGAGCACCCCGUGGGGUUGCACGAGGCGUUAGCACGCUUCUUGCUGAGGUCAGAGCUGCAGCGUGCUCUUGCCUGCCGCACUGGGCUGCCGCACUGGGCCCCCGCUGUGCGGGGCCGUUUGUUGCACACCGAUCCCCAAUAAAAGGUUCAGCGGCAGAAUGCCGCGCGUGGGACAGACGUUUAGCGUGCCUGGGCGCCCUCCGUGCAUCCUCCCGAAGGCGCUCCGUUUCCACCUCUUCUUCAAUCCCUUGAUUUUGCAGUCUGCUCAGCACAGGUGCGGUGUUCUGCUGGGGGCCCCACUGAGCCCAGCAGGGACCACCAGCCCUCCUUCCCCCCCCCCCCCCCAAGUCUGCUCACCCACCUUUGAAUUAAACCUUUUGAGUUUUUUAUUUGUGGGAUAGGUGAGGGUUUUUGAAGCGUGUAGUUCUGGUCAUUGACUGCAUAUCUGGAACGUGUGACUUUAUUCUCACUGAGUCAAGAGGAUUUAAAUGUCAUUUACAUAAUUAACGUGGCCUUAAAACCCAGAGAAGGUGCUCACUCGUAGAGCCAGCCAGACCUUCCCCUUCACACUCCAGUUUCUGAAGCAGCACUUGCUGCUGGCACGGACAUUUUCUGACUGGUGAUGAGCAUGACGCAGGACACGUCAGGGGCUGUCCCUGGAAUUAGAAGAUCUUGGUGAAUUUUCGGUCUAGCAUUGAUCCUGCACACUUAAUUAUUUCUGCUGAUCAUGACUCCGAGCCAUCCUAGCUUCACCAUCACCAUGACACGCUUCUGAGAGCUGCCGGCACGAGUGUAGAGCUGGCCAGCGGAGAUGGCUCACUUGGGAAUUUCUGUGGGGUUUUUGUAUCCAAAGGUCAGAAGCUGGAAAUUAAAUCCCCGUAAGGGGAAUUUAUUAGCCUGCUGUGAUCAAUCUCAAAUGGAGGUUAUCUUGCGUAAAUAACAUGUGCAUACGUAUGUGUAAUAAGAAGGCCAAUGCUUGUGACCACACGAACUACAGUGUCUUUGUUUUGUGUUUUCUACAACCUAAUUAAAACAUUCUGUAAACUGA